This is a messenger RNA of Cydia strobilella, 2354 nucleotides long. RefSeq names its product juvenile hormone acid O-methyltransferase-like. The coding region runs from base 1 to 450 and encodes 149 amino acids. NCBI's taxonomy places the organism in Eukaryota, Metazoa, Arthropoda, Insecta, Lepidoptera, Tortricidae. The record is from RefSeq and is a predicted model, not a curated record. The transcript has 4 exons.
AUGAUUCUAGCAAAGAGAGUAUAUAGGAUAGAGGGGGCGGCUUUCUCGUUCAUCUAUAAUACCUUAAAAGAUGGAGGUAGCUGCCUCCUUAUCUUUCUCGGGCGAUACCCCAUUUACGAUGUAUAUCGCACACUCGCGCGCAGGGAGAAGUGGGCUGAACACCUUAAACAUGUUGAGACCUUCACGUCACCAUAUCACGAUUCUCAGGACCCCAAGAAUGACGUGAGAAAUGUAAUGGAUUCAAUUGGAUUCAAAAAAAUAGAAGUGAAUGUAAUUGAUAACACGCAUAGAUAUGACGAUGCUUAUACUUUCAAAUGCUUGGUCAAGGCUAUCAACCCCUUUAGUGCUCUCAACGAAAGAUGGGACGAAUUUAUGAAAGACUACUUUGAGGUGGCUCCAAACGCUAUAAAAAUUGACUACCAACUGAUUGUAGCCUACGGCAUAAAAUAAUUGCCUACACGAUUGAAUAACAUUUUGUUCUAACGAGAAAUCAUAGGUGUAAUAUAACAGUGUUUUUUAGUAAUAAGUGGUACCUAGUGUACAUACCUACCUAUAUUUUUUAGGUAUGUACCUAUAUAAUUAUGUUUUUAUAAGAACGUUGUUGAGAUGUUUAAGUUAAAAACAUGUUUUUGGCAGUGGAAUAGGGUUACAGAAGGUCAUGGUUGUAUAUGAUACCAGUCACCAGUCACCAGAGAGCAUUGACUUAAUCUACAAAUUUUUAUACCUACAACGCCGCGUUCCUUUAAACAUGUGUUCUUACUAUUUUCGAUGAGUAAGACUGACAUUCGAUUGUAAUUUUUUUUAAUUGUAAGCCUGUUAAAGGGUUAAAUCGUCUGCUGCCUUGAUAGGGGGUAAGUCUAAAGGUCAAUAUAGGUACUCUGACACACCCAUUUUGUCAGUAGCCAAAAAGCCUCAGAAUCAGAAUCAGAAUUGUUUAUUGCACUCAUAUUAGUAUACAGUUCUUAAAACUACUUAAUACAGUUCCACAUGAACCCUGUAAGGGUAUAGCAAUAUACUUAACACUAACUUAUGAGAUAACAUGCAUCAUAGGCAUAAGGCAAUUCCUAAGAACUAGUGUAUAAUUUAUAAUGGUCUUAACUCUUGUGACCUUUUUUCCAAACUUUUAUCAGUGCCGGUAACGUUAUUCGUCCAUCGUUAAAAAAAUCUUUUAAUGUGUAGUAUGCUUUUUUUACUAGGUAAGUUUUUAUAUAUACACAGUUUUUAUUGCAUUUUUAAAGUUUCUUUUAUUUCGUUUGGGAUUUUAUUAUAUAUGUUUAUGGCCAUGCCAAAGGGGCCUUUAUGAAUCAUCUGCAGAGUAGAGUUUGGUGUGGCUAGUCUAGUUUUAGGUCGUAGGUGGGUCGAUCGCGAGUAUUGGGGAAAGAGGUUUCCAUUAUUAUUCUUUACGAAUAGACACACUUCCAGUUUGCACAUGGAGUCAGGAUUCUUAACUUUAUGAAUUAAGGUUUGCAGCGUUUCAGUUGAUGAAUGUUCACAAGGAUCCUAACACAGUGUUUUUGUAAUAAAAAAAAGAUUGUUCACACUUGGACUAUUUCCCCACAGUAUAAUUCCAUAUUGUAACCAAGAGUGAGCAUAGGCGUAGUAUGCAUUUGUGGCUGUUUUUAUGUCAGUACAUUUUUUUAGGUGAUAUAGUGCGUAAAUGAAGCUAAAUGAAGAGUAAUUAAUGUUUAAUGUUCGCUUUUGGAAAGGUUUAAAUUGUAUAAUAUUCGUUUUUUCGUAAUUUAGUUGUAAGUUGUGGUCGCUGAGCCAGGUUAUAACUUCUUCUAGGGUAGAGUUUAAAUCAUCACUGUUCAAAUUUUAUUCGUUUUCGCACGAUAUAACAAAAGAAAUAUCGUCAGCAAAUAAGGUACAUGGGCUAUUUAUUAUUUUGGGUAAAUCAUUUAUGUAGAUCAGAAAUAAAAUACACCCAAGGACGCUUCCCUGGGGUAUCGAUUGGUUUACUUUUGUUAUAUGUGAUUGGAGAUUGGACAUAGUUUAUUGUAUCAGUGUGUGAUUGUGUUGCUCUAUUUCGACAUACUGUACACGGUUUGAGAGGUAUGAAGAAAACCAGUCAUGAGCAUUUCCUCUUAUGCCUAUAUAUUUUAGUUUUUUUAAUAAUAUGUUAUACUUAACUCGGUUGUAAGCCUUGCUCAUAUCUAAUAAAACGCCUAUAGCGUAUUUUCUUUCAUUAAUUAUAUUUAGUACCUACUUCUCGAACAAACUUGUCUGGUACACUGCUAUGGUUGUAGAUCGCUUCUCUCGGAACGGAAGCCGUAUUGAGCAUCGUCAGCCUCGAAAUUAAAAUGUUCUAUGGGAGGACAACCCAUCGCGCCUACAUUUUUUUUAAAUUUGCCGCC